Messenger RNA from Monosiga brevicollis MX1, 1656 nucleotides. RefSeq lists its product as uncharacterized. Gene Ontology annotation, biological process: pyrimidine ribonucleotide biosynthetic process; 'de novo' pyrimidine nucleobase biosynthetic process. The transcript has a single exon. The record is from RefSeq and is a predicted model, not a curated record. Gene Ontology annotation, molecular function: dihydroorotate dehydrogenase activity. Gene Ontology annotation, cellular component: cytoplasm; mitochondrial inner membrane. NCBI's taxonomy places the organism in Eukaryota, Choanoflagellata, Craspedida, Salpingoecidae. Bases 1 to 1437 code for a protein of 478 amino acids.
AUGGCUCGACUGGUCCGGGCAAUGGCCCUCACGGUGGGUGGUGCCACUGCCGCCUACUUUGGUUGGAAGGAGGCCAUGACCCAUGACCAGGUCUCCUUCACGCUUCUCAAGGCGGCCAUGCCCGUGAUUGGCUUGCUUGAUGCCGAAACGGCGCAUCGGGCGGCGGUGCUCGCCGCGCGUCAUCACUUGACCCCCAAGCAGCAGGCUGCAGAUGAUCCCGUCCUUGCUACUGAGGUUCUCGGCCACACCUUUAAGAACCCCAUCGGCCUGGCCGCUGGCUUUGACAAAAAUGCAGAAGCCGUCAAGAGCAUGCUUGAGCUCGGCUUUGGCUUUGUCGAGGUGGGCAGUGUUACGCCACAGCCGCAGCCUGGCAACCCCAAGCCUCGCGUGUUCCGCCUUCGUGAGGAUGAGGCCGUUAUCAACCGUUACGGCUUUAACAGUGACGGCAUUGAGUACGUGGCCGCGCGUCUGGACAACCUGCGACGCGCCCCCUUGGAUGGUCCACUGGGCAUUAACCUGGGCAAGAACAAAAACCAACUCAAUGCUGCAGCUGAUUACAAGCGAGGCAUGCGUGAACUGGGCCCGCUGGGUGACUACGUGGUGGUCAAUGUCUCCUCGCCCAACACCCCCGGCCUGCGGGAUUUGCAAAACCGUGAUCAGCUCAAGCAACUACUCACCGCUGUGCGCAAGACGCGCGAUGGCCUCGACCUAGCACGACCGGUUCCGCUCCUUGUCAAGAUCGCCCCGGACAUGGACGAUGCGUUUCUCGAAGAUGUUGUGGCCGUCGUGCGGGAGACUCGCCUGGACGGCAUCAUCGUGUCCAACACGACCGUUGCUCGUCCGGCGUCCCUCGCCUCGGCCAACAAGGAAGAGACGGGUGGUCUUUCCGGUAAACCGCUCUUUGAGCCUUCAACGCAGAUGCUGCGCCGCGUGUACGCGUUGACCAAGGGCACGGUCCCACUCAUUGGCGUUGGUGGGGUGGACUCUGGCGCGACUGCUUACGCCAAGAUUCGAAGCGGUGCAUCCCUGGUCCAGCUCUACACGUCCAUGAGCCUCCAAGGUCCGCAAAUUGUAUGUGAUAUCAAGCGCGAAUUAGCGGAGCUCCUUCAUCGCGAUGGCUUUACAAAUGUGGCCGAGGCCGUGGGCGUGGACGUGCCCUUGUCCACCCCCUUGGCCCGCCAAGCCAAGCACACGCCCGUCGGUGCCGCUGCAACCAACUCGUGGAUGUCCUCCUGGCUUUCUUGGUUUGGCUGGUCGGCAGCCAGCGGUCCCAAGGAGCGCCCCCCCCUUCCCCCCACCCCCCCCCACACACACCUUUGCAAACCGACAGCCGACAUGGUGAUGCAUCCUGUUUCUCCUCAUCAAACCUCGCACUUCAGGACGACGCUUUUUGAGCCAAGUGACAGAAAUUACGGCCGUCAUAGGACUCUAGCGUGACGCACGCAAACCCCUGAGUUUUUUUUGAAUCCCACUUGUUCGUUUUACACCACAGCCUCGUCUCCUUCUUCUUUUCGCUCCUCUCGAUGGUGUUUGGAUGUUUGCAUACCGUUUAUCAAAUGCCAUUGAAUUUUGGUUUUUCUGUGUCUCAAGUCGUUUAUGUUUAUUGACUCUACCAGGGCGUCACAGCGCGCCUGCACGAUUGAGAUCGAGCCGGAA